UUUAUCAGAACUAUGAAGACUACUACUAUCAUCUCUCUCGGCUUUGCCGCCACAGCCUGUGCGAACAUAGUCAUCAACCAUGUUCCCUUGACAUGCGACCCAAACAGCCCCAAAGUUUACCAUGGUUGUCUUCGUGGCCAAGAAUGUAUGGACGACGGCAGCUGCAUAGCCUCUAAAAACAUCGACUACCCUAUCUCCUUCCGCCCCGUAAUUGACAACAUGCCCAGAGACGCACCGGUAUACUCUACCGACGGAGAUUGCGGUCCCAAUUCCGGCAAUACCAUAUGUGAUCCAAAUAGUACGGUUUAUUCUGGUGGAUGUUGCUCGCAAUACGGAUUCUGCGGAAACACUGACAAUCAUUGUGGUGAUGGAUGUAUCUCUGGAUGCAAGCCUCGCCCAGACGGACAAUGUGGAACCAAAUUCGGUGGCGCUCCUUGCGACCCGAAGGGUGCUUACGGAGGAUGCUGUUCUUCAUACGGGCAUGUUAUUCUGAUCAGAUACUGCGGCUCUACACCAGAACACUGCCUUACAAUUAAUGGAUGCCAAAAUGGCUGCACAGAUGGUCCAUCUACCACGCCUGUGAUUGCUGACCCACCGCCGACUUCGACCCCUGCUGAGCCUGUUAUCGGACCCGUGUCGACGACAACAGCACCUGGAGCUACGGCAACCGGUGUUGUAACCACUGAUGGAAGUUGUGGUACCUCGAAUAACAACACUGUCUGUGGUAACUGGCAAAAUGGGAACUGUUGUUCCAUGUAUGGAUUUUGUGGGAGCACCAGUGCACAUUGUGGUGCCGGAUGUCAAUCUGGGAAUUGCCUCAACGCUCCAGCCGUGGCUGCUCCAGGUCCAAGUCCAGCACCUCCCGCUCCAAAUGGAGGAUCCUUUGCCGUUAUCGGUCAAUCUGGCGUCCCCGCAAUGCACGCUGCUCUUAUGCCAAAUGGCCGUGUGAUGAUCCUUGAUAAGCUGGAGAACUACACGCAAAUAAAGAAUGCAGAUGGCUUCUAUGCAAUGUCUUCAGAGUAUGACCCUGGGACCAACAAGGUUGUACCUCUCGCAUACUUGACGAAUGCGUUUUGCUCAGGUGGUGUAUUCUUGGCAGAUGGGCGUGUCGUAUCUCUUGGAGGCAAUGCUCCAUUGUUAUUCAUUAAUCCUAACAUUGGUGAUGGAUUCAAUGCCAUUCGAUACCUGUCUCGAUCAGCAACGGAUGCAAACCUCGACGGUCAAAGCUGGAGUGAACCUGGGAAUAAACUCGCUAGUAAUCGAUGGUAUGCCACUGCUCAGACAAUGCCUGACGGAACAGUAUUCGUCGCCUCCGGAAGUCUCAACGGUUUUGACCCUACAGUUAUAUCCAAUAACAACCCGACGUAUGAGAUCCUCAAUCCAGUGGCUGUGUCGCAAGGCAAGAACAUCCCCUUGGCCAUCUUGACCAAAAACCAACCUUACUAUAUGUACCCCUUCGUUCAUCUCCUGAGAGAUGGCACCCUCUUCCUGUUCGUCGCCAAAGCAUCGCAAAUAUUUGACGUUCAAUCCAAUACUGUCAUCAAAGAGCUUCCGGAUCUCAUUGGCGACUAUAGAACGUACCCAAACACUGGUGGUAGCGUCCUACUUCCCCUUUCUAGCGCGAACAUCUGGGAGCCAGAGAUUAUCAUUUGUGGGGGCGGUGCCUACCAGAAUAUCAACGCUCCCACGGAUCCAAGCUGUGGUCGCAUCGAACCUCUAAGCACAGACCCAAAGUGGGAAAUGGACUCUAUGCCUGCAGGUCGGGGUAUGGUGGAAGGAACAUUGCUUCCGGAUGGAACAAUUGUAUGGCUCAAUGGUGGUAACCGCGGCGCCCAAGGAUUUGGACUCAUGAAAGAUCCAGAACUAGGGGCUCUUAUGUAUGAUCCUUCCAAGCCACUUGGUCAGAGAUUCACCACUCUUGCAAUCUCCGCCAUUCCUCGACUUUACCACUCCGUCGCACUUCUGCUGCUUGACGGUACUCUGAUGGUCACUGGAUCUAAUCCUGUGGAGAUGCCCAUACUGACCCCCAGUGCUCAAAAUCCCUAUGUCACGGAGUUUCGAGUUGAGAAGUAUGUCCCGCCAUACUUGCAAGGCGAGAACGCAAACAGACGCCCCACAAACAUCAAUAUCUCGUCACAUACCAUCAAGGCUGAUGGAGGCAAGUUUGUGGUCACCUUCAACGCUCCUGCCAACGCACAAAAGGGACAGGUGGUGUUGUAUCACGGCGGAUUCGUGACUCAUUCGGUGCAUAUGGGUCAUCGCAUGUUAGAGCUGGACAUUCAAGGUUGGGUAGUAGGAGGAGUUCAGCAAAGCCUGACAGUCUUCGCUCCUCCGAACAACAACGUCGCCCCUCCCGGACCAUACGUAGUUUACAUCAUGGUUGAUGGUGUACCAGCAAUGGGACAAUUCGUUCAGAUUUCUUGA
Messenger RNA from Lachnellula hyalina, 2424 nucleotides. It is a transcript of the gene GLOX1, whose product is annotated as Aldehyde oxidase. Lineage: Eukaryota; Fungi; Ascomycota; Leotiomycetes; Helotiales; Lachnaceae. The record is from RefSeq and is a predicted model, not a curated record. The annotation marks the transcript as partial. The transcript has 6 exons. Gene Ontology annotation, molecular function: chitin binding.